Molecule: messenger RNA, 450 nt
Organism: Photinus pyralis (common eastern firefly)
Lineage: Eukaryota; Metazoa; Arthropoda; Insecta; Coleoptera; Lampyridae
Product: troponin C-like
Exons: 5
Coding region: 1-450 (149 amino acids)
Molecular function (GO): enzyme regulator activity; calcium ion binding
Source: RefSeq, a predicted model, not a curated record
AUGGAGGAGAAUCUGUCAACGCAGCAAGUGACCCUUUGGCACGAUGCCUUUAACAAUUUUGACUACAACAGCACCGGUAGCAUUGAAUGCUGCGAUCUUCCAAACCUCAUCAAGGCAGUUGGUCAGUCGUACGAUGAGGAGGACUUAGCUGAGUACACUCGGGAGUUUGGCGUCUGUCUUAGUUUCGCCGAAUUUUUGAUUAUUAUAAGGAAGAUUAUUAAAGAUCGAGAGGAAGAGAAGAUCAAUAAGAAGGAGCUUAAGGAUGCUUUCAAAUGUUAUGAUAAGGAUGGGAACGGACACAUACGCGCGUCCGAUUUCCGUGAAAUACUCCGAAAUUUGGAUGGGAGCCAAACGGAGGAAGAAUUGGACGAUUUGAUAGCCGAGUUUGACAGUGAUCGAUCUGGAACCAUCGAUUUAGAAGAAUUUUUAAAUGCGAUGGCGAAGAAGUGA